Molecule: messenger RNA, 369 nt
Organism: Aegilops tauschii subsp. strangulata
Lineage: Eukaryota; Viridiplantae; Streptophyta; Magnoliopsida; Poales; Poaceae
Source: RefSeq, a predicted model, not a curated record
AUGUCCGCCGCCCUUAGCUGCCGCCCCCGCGACAAUCGGCAGCCGCCGCGCGCCGCCGCGGGCCCGCGAGGCCCGAGGCCGGCCCGCCUGUCCCCGUGCCGGGCCCGAGUCCCCGCGCCACUGAGCUCCCUCGCGCCACGCCCCGCGGGCGCCGCCUCCGCCGCCCGGCGAUGCUCCGCCCCGCCGCCUACUCCGGUGCCGGCCGCCGCCGUUGGCCGCGGCCCCGCGCCGCCCCGCUCCCGCCGCCCGCGCCCUCGCCGGCGGGCCCGUGCUCCGCGGUCCAGCCGCCCCCUCGCCCACGCCGCCGGGCUCCUCCUCCACUCCGGCCACCGCUGCCCCCAUACUCCGGCGGCCCGAGUCGAACCCUAG